This is a messenger RNA of Paraglomus occultum, 927 nucleotides long. Lineage: Eukaryota; Fungi; Glomeromycota; Glomeromycetes; Paraglomerales; Paraglomeraceae. The record is from the annotation of a GenBank genome assembly.
AUGACAGUUGUAGGAAGAUCCAUCGGGCAAGUACUAGAAUACCAGCUCAAGCUUAGACCUAUACAAUGUUAUCAGACGAUUUUGUUUGCCACCGCGGAUAGAUCGUACUCUGCAAUCGGUAAAAGAGUUCUAAUGCGCUCGUAUGAACGUUCAUCGGUCAUUCAAAAAUCCAAUGACGGAAAAUCCCUGGUCGUCCAUAUCGAUGGUUGUGCAAUCAAUAAUGGCCAACCUGAUGCUCGAGCUGGGAUAGGUGUAUUUUGGGGUGAAGAUGAUCCAAGGAAUUUGAGCGAACCAUUGGAAGACGGUAAACAAACAAAUCAACGAGCUGAAAUUAUGGCAGCGAUUCGUGUCUUGGAAACUUGUAAUGAUACAAAAUUACCCUUAUUGAUAUACACUGACAGUAUCUAUUUAAAGAAUGCACACGAAAAGUGGAUAAAGAAGUGGGAAGCGAAAGAGGAAAAAAAUGAAAACUGUGGAUGGAAGGCAUCGAAUAACAAACCAGUUUCCAACGAAGAUCUGUUUCGAAGGUUGAUCGCGCUUACUAGGUCAAGAGAAGGUGUGGUUAACAUUAAAUGGGUGAAGGCGCACCACAAAUCGAAGGAUAAUAUUGCAGCAGACAAACUGGCCAAUCUGGGCGCGUUGAAGAGUAGGAAUACUGUUACCACUCCGGCUGCGGCCCAAUUAGACAAUAUCGUCAAGAAAACCAAAAAGCGCGCCGAAAAGUUGGAUAAGAACAAGUAUCUAUUUACUGCUUCAAAUACUUCUUCUAUCACUAAUACUAGCUCACCGUCUAUCAAUGUUAAUGACAGUGAUUUAACCGAAAAGAAUAUUAACGGUGACCGCCUGGACAAUCCGACAAUUGCAGAUUUAAACGGAAGACGCUCAUCGAAACGGAAGAAUCAAAUUAAUUUCGUUUUUUUGAGCUGA